AUGACACCACCUGUAGAGCGGAGUCAGAAACCUCCAAAGUCCAGCUUCAAGCAACACAAACCAAAGACUGGUGAGUGCAAAAACACAAAUUGUAAUGGAAUCAGAUGCCACAACUGCCAAGGCAUUGGACACAAGAAACGGAGCUGUCCAUCACGAAGGACGCCAGCUAAGCCGCGGGCAGUCCCAGACUAGCCCAAUUCCAUGAAAGCCAAAACACACAUGCUGUUCUCAGUGUCAAGGGCACAGGUCCCGAAAUGUGUAUCCCCCUACUAAUGCACGACAUGGAGGUAUGUGCUCAUUUAGACAGUGGGGCACGGAGAAAUGUGCUGCCUUGGCACUGUUACGACACCAUUCACCCAGACGUUAAACCUCCACUCCAGUUAUCGACUGUGCAGUCUUUGUAGGGCAUUGGUCCUGUAAAUGUCAAAGUCUUUGGAGAAGUCCACCUGCCCAUUCAGGUUGGUACCCGCACAGUGUGUGUUAACUUCAUCGUUGCAGAUGUGGCAGAGAACGCCGAAGCCAUCCUCUGUCAUCCAUUCGUUCUCGAAUCAGGGUGUGAGUACAUUGUGCCGGGGAACGCACACUUCCGUGAACCUGUCAGAGGCGACAUGGUGCUAAGCCCAACUAAAGGAUUAAUUGAGAAGCAUUGUCUAUUGGUGGUACGGGUUGUGGUUGACGCACAGGCCAAUCCCCAUCAGGCUCUACAACCCAGGAACAGAGUCAGUGAAAGUAAAUCCGCUAUCGCCGGAUUCCUCCAGGCAGCAGAUGUUGUUCAUCCCACUGAUAUUUCUUCCAUGUAAUCACAAACUAGUCUCAUCUCCCCAGCGGUUCCUGCUCACUUACGAACAUUGUGGGAUGGCUCAGCUCCUUAGUGCCUACGGGAAUGUCUUCUCUACUGGAUCCACUGAUAUUGGUCGCACUAGUCUUGUACAGCAUGACAUUCAGACGCUGCCUGGGCCCCCUGUGAAGCAGCAACUGCGGCGGAUGGCAUUCGAAAAGCAGCUCAAUGCAGACCAGCAGAUCCAGCAAAGUCUUGAAACUGGAGUAGCCUCUCCAAGCCAUGGCAGCUGGGCUUCACCGAUAGUCAUGAUACGCAAAAAGGACCAGACAUGCUGUCUAUAUGUGGACUACAGGGCUCUAAAUGAGCGUACCAUUAAGGAUGCAUAUCCUCUUCCUCGUAUCCAAGACACUCUUGAUACCCUGUCGACGGCCAAAUCGUUUAGCUCUUUGGACUUAGCGUCAGGCUACUGGCAGGUAGAGCUUAAUCCAAGUUCCCAUUAAGGCGGCUGCUUUCUGCAGCAGGAAGGGCCUCUUUGAGUGGAAUGUGAGCCCUUUUGGGCUCUGCAAUGCACCAGUCCAAGAAUGGCCCCAGCCUACCUGCGUUUCAGAAGUCCGUCAGUUCGUCGGCCUGGCCUCGUACUACCAACGAUUUGUAAAAGAUUUUGCUGCUGUAGCCAAGCCCCUUCAUGAGCUUACAAAGAAGCAUGCUUGUUUCCGGUGGAUGCCAGAGUGCCAGGAGGCGUUCAAAGAAUUAAAGAAGCUACUCACCACCGUGCCCGUCUUGGGCUAUCCACUCGACAGCGGCGACCUCAUCCUCGAUACAGACGCUAGCAACAAGUAUUGGAGCCGUCAUGUCCCAAAUGCAGGACUGUGAGGAAUGUGUACUAGCGUAUGGGAGCCGGCGGCUGUCCUCCACCGAGCAAAACUAUUGUACCACACGGAGGGAGCUACUGGCAGUAGUGGAGUUCACUACACACUUCCGUCAAUACCUGCUUGGAAGACUCUUCAUUGUGUGCACAGACCACAGCAGCCUUCGGUGGCUCAUAAGGAUGAAGGAACCAGAAGGUCAACUGGCGAGGUGGCUCGAGAAGCUUGGGGAGUAUAACUUCAAGGUCAUACAUCGUCCAGGACGCCACCACAAAAAUGCUGACAUCCUGUCCAGGAGGCCCUGCUGCCAGACUUGCCCCUGCACUAUACAGGACCCUACCCAGAACAUUGACCAUUUCAGGCACCAGGAGUGCGGUGUGACCUCGGCCCCAGCAUAGCUGAUUACGCCGUGGAAGCUACUUCUAUGGAGCUCUACUCAGCGGGGGUAGGAGAAGACCCCAGCCUACAGCCUGCACUCCCUGGAGCUUCUGGAGCUGCCUUCGACAUGGAGUCGAGUCAUCGGGACAGUGAAGAUGACACGUCGGAAGUGGAAAAGGUUCACCUCACCGAUGCAAGUGACACUGUUCUAUUCCAUGGAUGGACUACUGAGGAAUUACGUCAAGCUCAGGCUGACUCUGACAUGGGCCCCGUCAAGAGAUGGCUCGAGAAAGGACAGGAACUCCCAUCGUGGGGAGAUGUGUCACCUUUCGAGCCAGCGACUAAGGCCUAUUAGAGCCAGUGGAAGAGACUGUAUGUCAAGGAUGGCAUUCUCUUAUGGCGCUUCUACUGUACCGAAGGCACAGUGUUUCACCCACAGAUACUUCUACCUUGUGUGUUCCGGAAGGACAUCAUGAAGCAGAUGCAUGACGGCCCAGUAGGCGGUCACUUUGGCGUGGAACGCACACUUGCCUGGCUGCAGACAAGAUACUACUGGUACCGAAUGAGCGAGGAUGUCACCUUAAGGUGUCGUACAUGUACCAGCUGUGCCGCUAAAGCCAGACCUCAAAGGAAGCCCCAAGCCCCUAUGGGCACUGUCCACGUGGGAGUACCUAUGGAGAGGAUCACCAUUGAUCUCAUAGGCCCCAUGAACGAGACAGAACGCUACAAUCGCUACAUAUUGGUGGUUCAAGACUAUUUCACAAAGUGGGUGGAAGCCUAUCCUCUGCCCUACGAUCAAGCCAUGACAGUGGCUGAAGUUCUGACAGCUGAAUGGGUGUGUCGCUAUGGAGCCCCACAGACACUCCACAGCGAUCAAGGCUCCAAAUUUGAGUCUGAAGUCUUCAAAAUAAUGUGUGAACUGUAAGGAAUCCAAAAGACUCACACAACCCCUUUGAGACCGCAAUCUGACGGAAGAUUUAAUGCCACUCUACAGAAGAUCUUAGCCACCACCACAGAACGUUGUCAUUGGGACUGGGACCUCAUGAUUCCAUGUGCCGUGAUGGCCCAUAGAGCAACAAAGCACAGCUCAACAGGGUCCACUCCGAACAUGAUGCUCCUUGGAAGAGAAGUAACAGAACCCAUCGACCUGGUGGCUGGCUUGCCACCCGAUCAUGAGCACGCCAAGACCCCUCCACAGUAUGUUGCACAGCUACGAGACAGAUUGGAACUUGCUCACCAGAUUGCAAGGGAAUCGCUGGGUCAGUCUGUGGAGCGUGCCAAAAAGCAGUAUGACAAGAGUUUUGCAAGGACACACUACAACGUUGGUGACACAGUAUGGUACUUAAUUAAAGGAACAAAGCGGGUGCGGGACAAAGUCAGGAGGUUCCUACCAUCCUAUGUGGGUCCUUACUUCAUACUGGGACAGCUGGACGACUUGGUUUACCGGAGCCGAGAACAAAGGUGAAGGUAAGUUCAUCACAACAAACUCAAGCCGUACAACUCCCGCACAACUAUAGACAACAGCUGGGUUACAGGUGCUAAGACUAGUAGUUGUAAAAGUAGUAGUAAACAAUGCCACUUUAUAUGAAUGUGGCAAUGUGUAUGUUGUCUCAUAUAUCAUGGGCAGGAGAGGCUCUAACAAACCACCUGUUGUAUAAUUAAGCAAUAAUGCACAAGGGGGGGUGUUAUAUGGCCAAUAUACCAAGGCUAAGGGAUGUUCUUAAGCACGACACAAUGCAGAGUGCCUGGAUACAGCCCUUAGCCGUGGUAUAUUGGCCAUAUACCACAAACCCCCGAGGUGCCUUAUUGCUAUUAUAAACUUGUUACCAACGUAAUUAGAGCAGUAAAAAUAAAUGUUUUGUCAUACGUUAACCUCAAAGCCGGUGUUUGGAGGAUAUAUUGGCACAGUUUGCUAACAACACCCGUGCCAAUAUAUCCUCCAAACACCGGCUUCUCUGGCAUUAUCACUUCAUUAUAAACUGGGUGGUUCGAGCCCUGAAUGCUGAUUGGCUGACAGCUGUGGUAUAUCAGACCGUAUACCACGGGUAUGACAAAACAUUUAUUUUUACUGCUCUAAUUACGUUGGUAACAAGUUAGCCGCAUUUGCAUUUGUAUAAGCUGUUUUCUAGUGACAUUUAUCUGGAUACAUCCAUAACAAUGAGCUAAUGAGGCGCGAUUUCACCUGGCAUAGAAAAUGUGCUCACUCGUCAGGACACUGUUGUUCAGAGGAGCUAGCCAACACAGCUAUCACUUAAAAUUGAAGCUGGAAAUACUGCAAACUAGCUGCAUUUCGUUUCGUUUUACCUUUUUUGUAUAUAUCCAUAAAAAUGAUGCCAGCUGAUUCAUGAUUUCGACUGGCUGAGAAACAAUACCUGUCUGUCUCGUCCCGACUCCCGACACAUUCAUUACUAUGGGACAGCUGGAGAUAGAAUUUGAAUAUUGAAACAAUGUUGCAAAUGUCGGAGAGACAGACAGCAAGGUUUAUACAAAUCUCCGCUGUUGAAAACAAAAUGGGAGAUAAUGUCUAAAUGCUUUUUAUAGUGGAGAUCAAGUUUAUAAAGUGCCUGGCUGGGCUGAUGAGACAGUGGAUUGCGCAGUCAGAUGGAACAGAAUAAAUAGGCAUUUUAACGUCAUAGAUUUAACUUGUGGAAUAGACACUGGCUGGAAUGCGGUUUUAACCAAUCAGCAUUUAGGAUUAGUCCCACCCGUUUUAUAAUUUACGACACAUUCUCUCACCUUGUGCUCCCAUUUCAAUGGGUCCAUUUGUCACGCCCUGGCUCUGGGGACACUGUUAUGUUGAGCCAGGGUGUGUAAUUCUAUGUAUUCUAUUGCUAUGUUGGGAGUUCUAGUUUGUAUUUCUAUGUUGGCCUGAGUGACUCCCAAUCAGAGGCAACGAGUGUCAGCUGGUUGUCUCUGAUUGGGAGCCAUAUUUAAACUGUCUGUCUUUCCCUUUGUGUUUGUGGUUUCUUGUUCUUAUUUGGUUUGUGUUCAACCGUAGACAUCACGUUAUCGUCUGUUGUUUUGAUCGUGUGAUCAUUCGCUAAAUAAAUAUGUUCACCUUCAACGCUGCGCAUUGGUCCUCCUCCUUAGACGAUCGUGACAGAAGAAACCACCAGAACUGGACCAAGCAGCCUAGUGAGGAGCAGAGAGGGUGGACUUGGGAACAGUGGAGGAAGAGCUUCGACUGGGUCAAGCCGAAUGAGGAGCUGAAUGGCGGAGAUUGGAAGCAGAAGAGCGAGAGUUGGGCGAGAAUUAUAGAGGCCUGGCCCACGGGGAAGAGAGACUCCCAGAAAUUUUUUAGGGGGGGGCUCACGACGUCGGGGCAGCAGGAGGCCGCGAUGGAGCGGCCCAGCGGGUUGCCAGAGGAGGCCGCCAGGUUACGGGGGCCACUGGUCGAAGAGGGGAUGGUGGAUGUAGAGGCACGGCGAGAGGUACUGGCGUGUGUUGCCAGUCCGGUCCGGCCUGUUCCUGAUCCCCACGUAGGGCCAGUGGUGUGUGUUCCCAGUACGGUCCGGCCUGUUCCUGCCACUCGCACCAAGUCAGUGGUGCGGUUCGUCAGCCCGGCACGGCCCGUUCCUGCUCCCCGCACCAAGUCAGUGGUGCGCUUCGUCAGCCCGGCACGGCCCGUUCCUGCUCCCCGCACCAAGUCAGUGGUGCGCUUCGUCAGCCCGGUCCGGCCCGCUCCUGCUCCCCGCACCAAGUCAGUGGUGCGUUUCGUCAGCCCAGCUUGGCCCGUUCCUGCUCCACGCACCAAGUCAGUGGUGCGCUUCGUCAGCCCGGCUCGGCCCGUUCCUGCUCCCCGCACCAAGUCUACGGUGCGUGUCGCCAGCUCGGCCCGGCCUGUUCCUGCUCCCCGCACCAAGUCAGUGGUGCGUUUCGUCAGCCAUGUCCGGCCCGUUCCUGCUCCCCGCACCAAGUCAGUGGUGCGUUUCGUCAGCCCUGUCCGGCCCGCUCCUGCUCCCCGCACCAAGUCAGUGGUGCGUUUCGUCAGCCCUGUCCGGCCCGCUCCUGCUCCCCGCACCAAGUCAGUGGUGCGUUUCGUCAGCCCUGUCCGGCCCGCUCCUGCUCCCCACACCAAGCCAGUGGUGUGCGUCGUCAGUCCAGCACGGCCCGUGCCUGUUCCCCACACCAAGCCAGUGGUGUGCGUCGUCGGUCCGGCACGGCCCGUGCCUGUUCCACUGGUGCCUGGUCCGGCACCGGUCAGAUGCGUUACGCCGGAGCUAGAGCAAUCCACUCCAUCAGUGUGCAGUCCAGCUCCGGCCAGCGGGGCCAGACCGGACCAGGGGUACUUUGGGGGGUUGGAGAGGGAGUGGGGAUCAGGCCCGGAGCCGGAUCCGCCGCCAAGGCGGAGUGCCCACCCGGUCCCUCCCCUGUGGUAUUUAGUUGGCGCGGUCGGAGUCCGCGCCUUUAGGGGGGGGGUACUGUCACGCCCUGGCUCUGGGGACACUGUUAUGUUGAGCCAGGGUGUGUAAUUCUAUGUAUUCUAUUGCUAUGUUGGGAGUUCUAGUUUGUAUUUCUAUGUUGGCCUGAGUGACUCCCAAUCAGAGGCAACGAGUGUCAGCUGGUUGUCUCUGAUUGGGAGCCAUAUUUAAACUGUCUGUCUUUCCCUUUGUGUUUGUGGUUUCUUGUUCUUAUUUGGUUUGUGUUCAACCGUAGACAUCACGUUAUCGUCUGUUGUUUUGAUCGUGUGAUCAUUCGCUAAAUAAAUAUGUUCACCUUCAACGCUGCGCAUUGGUCCUCCUCCUUAGACGAUCGUGACACCAUUCCACAUUCCUGGCUUGAAGCAGAUGUCCUUCAAAACACAGCCGGGUGCAACUUUGCUAAACUAUGUACAGUAAGUAAGUGGAUCUUUUGUAUUUAAGGCCAGGCUGAAAUGACAUUUUUGCAUCUACCUAUCCAUUUUGAGAAUUGUUGAUAUUUUGGUCCAUUAAUAUCAGUUUUUUUUUUUAAGUCAACAUAGAAAUGUUAACUUCAUACAUUUAUAUUUUCUUUAGUUGAUCAUACUACUGUCACUUUUAACCACUUUAAAAUUGACAUACAACAAUUUCUAAGCUCACUACAUGAAAUUACACAUAAUUUAAAAGCCUAUUUCAUAGAGAAUGUUACAAACUGGACUACAUUUAGUCAUUUACUUUGAAGAGAUGAUUGGGUCUAAAUAGGCGUUUGGUAGUCUACAUUCAGUGCACAAUGGUCUGAUAGGCUUAUGAAUUUAUUGGUCCAGGACAACAUAAUAAUGACAAUCCAGGAACGCUCCUACUUGGUGAAAUCAUGAUGUGGGUACUUGUCUUUAACUGCCAUUUCCUGAAUGUCAGACUCUUCCCACAGGCCAACACAUUUUUCUGUUUCAAAAGCUGCAUUCACCUAAUUUUGUGUGGUUAUCCUUAGAUAUAUUCUUCAGACUUGCCCAGAGGGAAUUGUUGAUAUGUUGUCAAUUUUGUCUUGUCGAUUUCUUUGGAAAAAUACAUAAACGUGCAUAUCUUUAGUAUUUUACAGAUAGAAAGAUUUCAAAAAUAUUUAUCCACAAUCUGCUCUGGAUAAAUCCGGUUCUGGAGUGUGUUAACCAAAUUCAACCAAAAUAUUUUAACUGACUUCAAGUGUCCAGAAAAAAUGUAUUUGCGUGAUAUGCAAAUAUGUGCAUAUUUCGCCUAAUUUGCAUAUUUCAAGAAAAUAUUUCAGAAAAAUUAUUAUACAAAAAAGUAUUAUAUUUGUGUCUACAUUUAACUGGUAAAGUUGGACUGUGAUAUGAUUACGGGGGGAUUACCCUAUGAGGGUGUGAUGUCUUCCUCUUAUGAAAAUUCAAUUCCAAAUGUUUCCUAAACAAGAUCGCAAGCGAGGCGUAUUUGUGUUUAGACAUAGCGUUUGGGCAGCGGCGGAGCCUUGGCGCAAAAAGGGAUGUGGAAUGAUGACUGUAACACAUGCAAUGGAAUUUGAGUCAUGAUAAGAUAAAUAUACAAAAUUGAGGUAAGAUGGUAAACAUUUUUCUAGCACUUCAAAAUAAACUCGCUGCAUAAGGAGUUUACUGUAUUGUGUACUUAUACACUGGUAUUUAUUUUUGCUAAAUGUUGAAUUUAUUCCAUGAGAACAAUAAUACCCAAAUAGGCUAUGAGCUGAACAUACAUUUUGGCCCCCUCAGAUGUAGGGCCUCGUGUUUUCCUAUUAUUACGGUAACAGGGGGCAUUCCUUGUCACGUGAUCAGCGAGAGCAUCUUUUUGGUCCAUUUUGGAUGAUAGCUGAGCCCUUGUAGCUAACCACGACACCCGAAAAUGACAAAAUUGCAGUUUUUAAACGUAUUUUUGACCGAGCGGCUUAUGCUCGCUGCCCAGGAGAUCUAUAAAUCUGUCGAAGACACGAUUUUGGAAUAUCAAGAGGAGAUUGCGCUCAGGGAGAGGGAGAACGACCAUCUGAGACGCAGGCUCCGAGACGCUGGAAUUGAAAUAUGGCCAGGUUAGUAGCUAGGCUAUCAUGCUAACGUUAAAGUUAGCGCCGAAACGGUACGCUAAACCAAAUUGGUUGCUAAACUGUUGUAAUGUUAUAUACAUUGCUAAGCAACUAAAAGGCAAUUUAUUUAUUUUAUAUUUUACACCCUUGUAUUAACGUUGCGAGAACUAACUAGCUAGUUAAUAUUUUUCAGAAAGCUAAUAACGUUAGCUACGCUAACGUAGCUAGCUCCUUCACGUAACUAGCCACCUUUGUUCGUUAGCCAGCUAACUAUCUAGCGAGCUGCUGAUAUUCAGACUAUCAAUUGACUCAUCUGUUUUGUUGAUAUAAUUUCUGAAAUCUGGUUCCUGUGAUACGUAAAUGUAGUUGAUCUUAUUUUUCCUCGAUCGUAAAUCAUAUGACUGCCAAGUCCCUCCCUCUCUUCCAUCCAGACCGUCAGUCCAUGGCACUAUUGGAGGAGGAGGAUGGCGAGCAUCCUCGCCGGGAGUGGAGCCCCAGCAUGGGCCAUGAGGAACGUGUCCCCAUCCUGAUCAAGGAGAAACGGGAGCUCAGGUCCAGCCAGGGGGACGAGCAACUCCGCGGCCAUGGAUCCUGCAGCACCCCAGAGGCCAUGUUCACCCCUCCCCGCGUCAGCAACGAAUUCCCCCAGGACCCUCCCCACUCCUCUAACCUGCCCCAGAUCCCGUCGGUGGAGAACAGAGAGCGGGACCCUGGUCCCAGAAGCUCAUCCAGACACGUCAAGUCAGAAGUGUCCCACAGAGGCUCAUCAUCCUCAUCUUCGUCCAACAGCGGCCCGCAGCCCCUCGCCACGGUCAACCCCAACUGCUCCAACGAGAACAACAUUGACAUCAUCGGGGUGGAGAACGGAGGACAGAUGGGGUCGGGGUCUGGGUCUAAAGGACGAGCUGGCGGGAGCAGAGGUCAGGGCUCCCAUUUAGGCAACCAGGGCAGUAACGCGGCCGCAGAGUGUGGAAAAUCCCCCCUCCAGGUGCACGUGUCGUCAUUCUGCUGCAAGGUGUGUGGGGAGGCAUUCAGCCACGUUGGACACCUGCAUGUCCAUGUCCAGGUGCACACCCGGGAGAAGCCGUACCGCUGCGGGGUGUGUGGGAAGUGCUGCAGCUCCUCCGGCAGGCUCCAGGAGCACGCUAGGAGUCACACUGGAGAGAAGCCGUACCGCUGCCAGAUCUGUGGGAAGGGAUUCACCCAGAUGGCCCAUCUGAAGGUCCACAUGCGGAUCCACACGGGAGAGAAACCAUACAGCUGCCCAGUGUGUGGCAAGUGCUUCAGCCGCUCCGACAAAAUCAAACGGCAUCUCCAGACCCACAGCCGUGAGGGCACUUACUUCUCAGGGCAGUAAGAUGAGGGAGACCACCGGUGGUUGUGGGUGGUUGUUGUUAAUGAACGACUGAGUAUGUAUGAAUGAAUUACUGAUAAUGGGAAAUUUUUUAAAAGCUAAAAUUGCUGCCACUAAGACGGCUUGUUAUUUUUCUCUUUCUCUCAAAGAGCUAGGGAUUCUGCGACUUUCUUAGAGAAUGUUUUAUCUCCUAGUUAACACUUCUCUACAUGCCAUAGUUUCUCUCUCUCAUGCAGUAGAUUUGUAUUGCAUUAUAGUCAAUUUAGUAUGUGUCCAUUUACUUACUUUUUGUACUUGUCACUGAAUGGGAUAAUAGGGAAUCUUUAAAAACACCAAAUUGAACGAUUUAGUAGCUAGUCUUUCUGAAUGAUUUAGUCUUUCUUUUAGUAAUGAACUUGGUAGCAUGAUGAUAAUGAAGUCUUCCACUAUGCGCCUUGAAACGGAGAUGCAUUCAGGAUUGCAACAAUAAGCAGCAUUCCAAAACAUGGUGGUCUUGCCCCAGACGAUUUGCACAGGGCCAAUUUACACAUUGUAUGUUUCUAAAAGCAAUGGUUGUUUUAAAUGUCUUCAUUUCCUUUUUUAUAAAGUAUAUCACAGCUUCUUCUAAAAACCCACUAGUCUUAUUUCCUCAGUCGGCUGGCUGAAAUACGUAAGAUGUUUUUAUUUGUAUUUUUAAUGAACAAUGGCUAACCGUAAGGGCAUUGUCUAUAAACAGUUGUCCAUUCCUUGAGUUUACAAAUAUGGAUAUAAGUACACAUAUUAGCCAUUGCUAGUUAGGUUUAGCAAUAGCCCUGCCUGCUCUAUUCAAGGUUUCUGUAUGGUUAGUCACCUAAAGCCUCCCUGAUACAACCGAUGUUAAAGGACCAUUUGCCUCUCUCCUUCGUCAUUGUUUCAGAACUGUAUGCUGCCACUUGAAUUUCAGUCGACUAACUUAUCUUACAAUAAAAACAUACUAUUAUCAAAGAGGAUUCAAUACGAAGACUGCUAUUUUGCAAGAAAUGUUGCCUUGAUAAGGAUCGUUUGAUAAUUCUGUAUAUGACCACUAUCUAUCCCCCACCUCUGAUGCAGAUAGAGUUUGUGUGUGUCCUCUAUGACCUGCACUACAGCAUUUGACCAACACUGUGCAGAUUCCCCAGCUGAGCCAUACAGUAUUACCCUGUAUCUAUCUGAGCUGCUUGUUCCCGAUGGUUGGUCCUGAGCUCGGCACUGCACAUACUGUAUAUUCACUUUAGUAAAGAUCUGUUCUUGAUGGCCAGUUGUUUGGAAGUGUAACAGAUGUUUUUUUACAGACACAGAUCAAGCCUACUUCUGGAAUAAAAAGCACUUUAGAUAGUUUAUAUUGCAAGUGCUUGUAAUCUAGGAGUAGACUUAAUCCAAGUCUAUCCCUUAGUUUUUAUCAAAACUUGAGCAGUGACUAGCUGAGAACGAGGCUCAUGAACAAGCAGUAGGCCUAUGGCCUGGACCAGAAACAAACCAUUGCCCCAUCCCCUAGGCAAGUGUCUUGGGCAAUAGGGGCUUGGGGUUGUUACUAGUAGACAGGGUCUUUAUCUCUUCUCAGGACUGAGGCUACAACAGUAGUUCCUCUAACUCAACCAGCAUCCCUCCCCCUCCUCUCUCCCACACAGUCUAUUCUGGGACACUGCUGCUCCCACACACAUUACUGUACAGUGUUUUAUCAUUGUGUAAUAAAUGUAAUUUUUAAAUAAAGUAGUCAUUGA
Molecule: messenger RNA, 11535 nt
Organism: Coregonus sp. 'balchen'
Lineage: Eukaryota; Metazoa; Chordata; Actinopteri; Salmoniformes; Salmonidae
Source: the annotation of a GenBank genome assembly